CCCUCCGCAUCGCAUCUCUCUGCAAAAAGUCAUCAGGAAGUUGUAGACUUCCUCUCUCUUUUGUUUGGGCAAGCCAAGCGAUGGCUGCUGCCCCCGACCCAGUCCAGGCCCUUCGGGAGGAGAUCACUUGCUCCAUCUGCCUGAAUGAUUUUACUGACCCAGUGAUGAUCGUCGGGUGCGGGCAUAACUUCUGCCGAGCCUGCAUCACCAAGAGCUGGAACGACUCCCUCAAGAACGUCUCUUGCCCUCAGUGCAGGAAAACGUUCUCCGAGGCGAAGCUGCAGCUGAACAGGAAUGUACUGGAGAAGACCCAGCUCUGGUCGCAGAUCCCAAAAGAGCCCAUCUCCUCGGAUAACCUCUGCAAUUUCCACAAGCAGCCUCUGGACCUCUUCUGCCGAAAGGACUGGGCCCCGAUCUGUGCCAUGUGCAAGAAGCAUCAUCGUGAUCACACAGUUAUCCCCAUAGAGGAGGCUGUCAAGGAGCAAAAGGGUCAAAUCCAGAGCCGUUUAGAGACCUUGAAGAAAAAAAGAGAUUUUGCUGAGAAAACCAAGGAAGCUGCUGAAACGGCUACCAAACAUCUGUUGGAGAGGACAGGCCGUGAGCGCCAGGGUUUAGUGGCCGAGGUCGAGAAGAUCUGCCAGGUUUUGAAGGAUCAAGUGCAUUUCCUGUUUCCCCGUCUGGGAGAGCUAGAAAAUGGCAUCUUAAAGAAGAAGGAGGAAAAUGACAGCAAAUAUUCCAGGGAAAUAACCCGACUCAAUGGCUUGAUCAGUGCAGUAGAGGAAAUGUAUAAUCAGCCAUGGGCUGAAUUCCUGAAGGGAACAACCCUGCUCAAUUCCUGGAUCAGUGAGAUAGAGGAGACAUGUAAUCAGCUAAGAACGGAAUAUACAAAGGAGUUUUCAAGCACCACCGACUGGUAUGGUGAAGAGCAAUUUGAGCAAAACACUCUUGGUGACCUGGAAAACAGAUGCGAAAAAAUCACUGAGACAAAUAUCGCAGUGAAGAACAUACUGCAGAAAUGCAAAGAUAAGAUGGUAACUGAGCUGUGGAAUGCCAGAGAUGACGAUCUGGAGCCAUAUGAAAAAGAAAUGGUGGUCCUGGAUCGUGACACAGCACACACAUUGCUCAUCCUAUCUGAGGACCAGGACAGUGCCUGGGUGGAUAUCGAAGAGUGGGAAGAGAUGCCUUACCAUCCUAAGAGAUUUGACAAAUAUCACUGUGUGCUAGGAAGUCAGGGAUACACCUCAGGGAGAUUCUUCUGGGAAGUGGAUGUGGAAGAGGGGAAACAAUGGGCUGUUGGAGUUGCCAGAGAAUCUGUGGAGAGGAAAAACCGGGUAUGUUUUGGCCCUGAAAAUGGAAUUUGGGGAUUAGGCUUAGACAGAGUAGGCUUAGACAGAGGGUACCUAGCAUUCACCCCUCAUAAAAAUACACCCUUGAACCUGUCAGAACCCCUCAAGAGGAUCCAGGUGUAUCUGGAUUAUACAGCAGGGGAGGUGUCAUUUUUUAAUGCCGCUACCAAAACCUGCAUCUUUACUUUCCCUCCAGCCACAUUUGGUGGGGAAGAAAUCUACCCUUGGUUCUUCAUACUGGAGGGACGGAUCAAAAUCUGUCCGUUAGAGGAAGAAGAUAUAAAACUCAAAGUCCAACUGAUAGCUGCUAGUGCUAGGUAUCAUAAACCUUGGGAAUUGGAUGGUUUUUGUUCACUCUCUUCAUUUUAGACACCCCAGGAUUUGUAGCCGCAUAACUCAUAAAUGCUCUUGUUUCCCAUUGCAACACAUUCUCCACUGGUCAUUUGAGCCUGGGCCAAUGCUCUCCUCACUUCUUAUACUUAAUCACUUUGGGAGUAUAUAUGGGAAAACAGCCUGUAACCUUGACAGCAUCACUACAUAUCUUAAUGUCUGGAAAAUCCAAGUACCAGUCAGGUGGUUGCAUCAACAACUCAUGUAUUCCUGUUUUCAGGAGCCAAUAGGUUGGGGAGGGAAAGGUACACAAGAGACUGCAGCAGUUUUAACCCAUUGUACUCAUGGGGUUGUGCCCAACAUAGCCCUACGUGAAUGUUCCAUUAGCACAAGGAUUUCUGCUUGUGCAGUGGAAAGUUCUCUUGUCUCCUCGUGCACCUUCAUAUUUGUUCUAGGGUUCCCCCAACCCUCUGGAACAGAUUUGAGGAGGGCAUGGACUGUGUACAGGGCAGGGGGAAGUCCCAUUAUGCAAGCAGAAAUCCUUGCACUGACAGGACGCAUUAGCUUAACUUCACUCCUAGCUUUCACUAGGUGGCAGUACAUGCCCCAUUAUUCCAUUGACAAAUUAAAUCAGGCCAUACCGUUGAGAAGGGGAAUUCCUUUUUUGAGAAGGGGAACUAACUCAUUGUGCAUGUCUGCUCAAUGCUGGAGGGGGUGAGGUGUAAAUUAGGCCAUAUAUUUGGUGCAUGACUGCACAAUGCUUUGGUUUUUUGGGGUGGAGUGGAAUACAAUGUCCAUUGCUUUGGCAGGAUGCCUGUAUAUCAGCCUUUCCCGACAUUUUUUUCUAGGCAUUUCGGGCUACAACUCCCAUCAGCCGCAGCCAACAAGACCAUGGUGGCUGGGGCUCUUGGGAGUUGUAGUCCAAAAGGUCUGCAGGACACCAGGCUGGCAAAGGCUGACAUACAUACCCACACCCUCCUUCACAUUUCCUAUGGUGGGGCAGUUUGGCACUGGAGAGGAAGGCAAAGUCUGUACAAGAAGCGAAAGCCUGUAAGAUACUGAAUUAUAACUUAUACAGCCCAACACAUUUUGAGUUCACUCUUCAUUGAGGCAUUGUCAAAGAAAACGACACUCUUGUGUUUUCUGUGUGCUCUCUUCUGUGCAGAGUCCCUUUGUAAUAAAGCAUUUAAAAAUACUAGGUUGCUUUGCGUUACAACACUCCUGUCAAAAUUAGUAACCAAAAUGUGUUGGGCUGAAUAAACUUAGUGUAUCCUAGAGGAUCUCUGUUCUAUUCCCACUUUGGUAUUACGGUGCCUCUUGAACAUCCAUUUAAACCCCUAGUAUCACCGACUGUAUUUCUGGCAUCUCAUUGCCACUCAACUCCUGCUGAACGAUUUUCUCCUUCAUGUAUCUGCCAACUAGAUUUCACUUCUUGCAUCUGACAAAGGGGACUGCAGUCCACAAAAGCUUAUACUGUAAUACAUUUGUUAGUCUUUAGGGUGCCACAAGACUCUUUUUAUUGCCUUUUCUCAGGUUUGUUUACACCAACUUUAACUCUGUUAGUUAUUAUUAUUUUACAUUUUGUAUUUGGAAAUCCGCAUAGUGCUUUUUUACUUACACUGUUUGGAAAGUUCCUGCAUCUGCUCUGCUCUUUCUUUGUAUCCUUGGCUAUAUUUCUAAUAAAAAUGAGACACA
Rhineura floridana is the source of this 3371-nucleotide messenger RNA. RefSeq names its product zinc finger protein RFP-like. Lineage: Eukaryota; Metazoa; Chordata; Lepidosauria; Squamata; Rhineuridae. The transcript is spliced from 7 exons. Bases 81 to 1715 code for a protein of 544 amino acids. The record is from RefSeq and is a predicted model, not a curated record. Gene Ontology annotation, molecular function: zinc ion binding; protein binding.